AGUGACGUCAGUGCCUAGCGCCGAAUGUUUACGUGGAGAUGGGAGAGAGCUGUGGCCGCUAACCGUGCAGUGUUCUUGUGUGUGCAGGAGGCAUGGACGAGGAGGACCAGGAGAGGAGGAGGAAGCUGGAGGCCGGCAAAGCCAAGCUUGCCCAGUUCAGACAACGCAAGGGGCAGACUGACAGCCAGGCUUCCGCCAAGAAGAGCAAGAAGAAGAAGACCUCCUCUGGCUCCAAACAUCGGGAGCAGCCUGAAGAAAUUCCAGAAGUUGGCUUAUCCCAGAGCGAUGAGACCCCAUCGCAGACGGCUCCGAGCGGAGCCAGUACCACUGCCGAGUUCACCAUCAUGAGAACGAUGCCUCAUGGCGAGAUGAUCCAACAUGACAAGACCUACACCAUUGAGCCUGAAAGUGAGGUGUCCACCACGGCCGAUGAUUAUAGCUCUGAGGUGGUUGACGGUUUGCCGCUGACAGCAAACAACACAGCCCACACCCCAUGGGAGGAAGAGUUCGAGGUGCGGGAAACGUUCUGCGACCGAGGUACCCAGAGCGCCCUUUCGCGGCUCGAGGUGAUGGAGGAUGAACUGGUCGGGAAGCAGCAAGAAAUCGAGGAGUUGAACAGAGAACUGGAAGAGAUGAGGGGGGCCUAUGGAACCGAGGGAUUGCAACAGCUCCAGGAGUUUGAGACGGCCAUAAAACAGAGAGACGGCAUCAUCACCCAGCUUACUACCAACCUCCAACAAGCCAGGAAGGAGAAAGAUGACACCGCGAGGGAGUUUCUGGAACUGACCGAGCAAAGCCAGAAGCUGAAGAUUCAGUUCCAACAUAUGCAGGCCAGCGAGUCGCUGAGGAACACGAGUCACUCAAGUACAGCCGUCGAUCUCCUUCACUCUAAACAGCAGAUCAUUACUUACCAGCAGCAGCUGGAGGAGCGUGACCACCGACUGAGGCUGUGCCAGAAGGAGAUUGAGGACUUUCGUGCCCAUGUCACAUCACUGCAAGAUCAGGUUCAUGAGGUUCAGCAGGUGCAGAAAAAAGAACUUGAAUUCUCUUAUGAACAAAAGCUGAACGAGAAGGACUUGCUGCUUGAUAGUCUGAAAUCAACCAUACACAAUGAAGAAAUCAAGAGCCUGGAACUGAAAGAAAGGAUCGCCGAAAACGAGAAAUCCAUCGAUGGACUGAAAGCACAAUUAACCCAGAAGAGCCAGGAAAUCGGCAACCUUUCCGAAGAACUGAACAGCUCCAGACAAAAGGAGAGGAGAUCCUCCGACGAAAUCAAGCAGUUAAUGGGAACGGUGGAGGACCUUCAGAAAAAGCAUUACAGAGACAGUCAGUCAGAGGCAGGCCUUCUGCAGCGAAUAGAAUUGGAGACACAAAGGAAACUGGAGCAGCUUCAGGCUGAGCUAGACGAGGUGCAUGGGCAGGAGAUUGUACAGAUGAAGCAGGAAUUGGUCAAGCAACACACGCUGGCGACUGAGAGGCUGCUUGCCCAGCACAGGCAAGAAGUGAGCAGCGUAAUGAGCCAGGCAGCCAUCAGCACCUCCACGCAACAGAUCAAUGAGCUAAACGUGAUCAUUAGUGAAUUAAACGCUAGAUUGCAGCAAUCCGAUGAGCAGAGGGAUAAAAUGAAGGAGGAUUUCUCUCACAGAAUACAGGCCACUUCAAAGGAGAAAUCGCAGCUACAGAUGCAAAUCGAGGACCUGCUGCAGGAUCUGAGCUAUGCCAGGGAGCAGGUGCACAAAGCCAGGGAGAGCCUCACCGAAAAGGAAAACAAAUUGAACGCGGCCAGCAGUUUGUUCGUCACUAUUGACAAUCUAAAAGCUGAACUGGCCACAGCCAAUGAAUUUACCAAAGAAUUAGAAUCAAAACACGAGGCCGAGGUGACCAAUUAUAAGAUCAAACUGGAAAUGCUGGAAAGAGAAAAGGACGAGGUGUUGGACAGGAUGGCAGAAUCUCAGGAAGCUGAAUUCGAGAAACUUAGAACACAUUUCUUGUUCAGCCAGGAAGAGGAACUCACAAAGCUCAAGGAGGACUUAACCCGAGAGCACAGAACCAACAUUGAGAAUCUCAAAGAUAACUUAGAAGUGCAAUAUAAGAAGCAGAUGGAUCAGAUGAAGCAAGAGACGAGUCAGACUAUCACUGCCAUGCAGUCGGAAAAAGACAGCUUAAUAACCAAACAGAAUUACUUGAUGCUGGAAAUCUCCAAAUUGAAAGACUUGUUGCAGUCUGUCAAUGAUCCGAAUUCAGAACAAAUGAUGAUGCAAAUUAACGAGCUGCAAAAAGAGCUGGAGUGUAUGAGGAGAGAGGAAAAGGAAAAAGGAACAAUGGAGCAAGAGGUUCAGGCGCUGCAGCUUAGAAUUGAAACCCUUGAGAAAGAGGUCAUAGAAAAAGACACUCUAAAGCAAAAAGUGGCAUCUUUGGAGACAGACAAUAGACUUCUAAAAGACCAAUAUGAUGUCUUGAAAGCGCGCAGCACUGGAAACUGUGAAAAUCUGACAGACUCCGAAAGUUCUGACCUAAAGAAUAUGAUUGAACGGCUGACUUCAGAAAAUGCACAACUCAGGAACCUGGAACAUCAGCUGAGAGAAGAAAUUGAACGUCAAAAGAACACAUUCUCCUUUGCCGAGAAAAACUUUGAGGUCAACUACAAUGAGCUAAAAGAGGAAUAUUCCUGUCUGGUAAAAUUGAAGGAACAACUGGAAGACGGCAAAGCUAAGCUUGAAGAUGAGUAUAAAACAAAGUUAGAUUCUCUUAAUAAUGAGAUUGUAAAGUUAAAACGGGGUCCCCAGAAGGAGGCCCACUUGAUUGUCUCUGGAGCUUCCAACUUGGUCAAAGCUGACAGAUCGGAGGAUGGAGAGGUUGUAGAGAAAGACACUACAGAACUGAUGGAAAAGCUAGAGACUGCCCAACGGGACAAGCAAGAACUUUCUUUGAAACUUUCCGAUCUCUCUGAGGAGUUACAGUUGAAACAGAAUGAAAUAAGUCAGUUAAAAGAACAAGUACAAUUGCUAUGGGUAGAAAGAGACACUACUAAAAUAGAGGAGGUAGUGCUAGAAUUAGACAGUGAACCAAUCCAUAGGGAUGGCAACAUCCCAGUUCAUACAGAACACUCUACAGAGUGCAGUCUGGUUGUAUCAGAUGAUGCUUCUCAUUCUCUAGAAUGUUUAACGGAGGAAACUAUCCAUCCAACUAAAGUGCAUUUAUCACCUCAAACCUACAGUUCCAAUCAGGAAUCUGUUAAUAUAUUAAUAGAAAGGGAAUCUUUGCUUCAAAGAAUUGAUGAAUUAACUAGAAAACUUGAAGAAGGAUCUUUCAUUUUAGAAAGCACACAUUUGGAAAAUAAAGAAUUGCAGCAGAAACUGGAUACAGUUCUUCAGGAGAAGGCUGAUACAGCACUGCAGCUGGAAGCACAGCGUAUUAGCCUUACUCAGAUCAACAAAGCUCAGCUUGAGCUCAUCAACGAAAACGUCCAGAGUGAAAAGAAGAGUGAGCUGUGCAGCCUCAGAGAGACACUUCUCAGAGAUCAGGAGGAGAAGACAAGGGGACUGCGGGACCAACACCAGAGGGAGCUAGAGAGACUACAGCCACAACACACAGGGUGUGAGGAAGCUUCUUGUCAGGAUCUAACACAAAGGCUGAUGAAGAGAGUCUGCGAUGAAAGCGCUGAUAUCAUUCAGGUUGUGCUUGGUAAAGAGAGAGAACAGGAAAACCGAUCGCUGCAAGAGAGAAGAGAAGAGGAGAUGACUUACAGCACAUCCUUAUCCCUGCGCAGGACCACAGUGCAAACUCUGCAGAGCAAUCUGAGCACACUGCUGGAGAAGUUUGUAGAAGAAUACAAACAGAUGGCUGAUCUAUCCACAUAUAUAGGAAAGACAGCAGAUCUUCCAGUGAAUAGAGAGCAGCCCGACAUCCCUCAGGUGAAGCAGAUUGUGAUUAUUUCCCAGGAUUCAGCUCCAAGUCAAUCGGACGUCCAGGAACGGUUGACCAUCCCACCAUCUGAGGAAGCCGAGAAGCUUAAAGCAAAGUUUAGGCUGCAGAGAGCACAGCUGGAAGAGAAGCACUCUGGAGAAAUCGAGUACCUGCGUUCCUAUUUCCAGCAGCAACUGAAAGAAAAUGAAGAGCGUUUCUCCAAAGAGAUAAUUCAUCUGCAGGAACGGCUCCAGGACGUCAGUGUCAGCCCUCUUCCACCCAGGGAUCUCUGUGCAAAUGAGCCCGGAGCUGAGCUUGGCUUCCAAGAAGAGACCAUAUUCCAGAGUGUUUAUCAUUCAUUUGCUGAAAUACUGAAGGUAGAGGAAACUGCUCAGAUGGGAGACUCCUCACUAAGGACGCCCAUUGGGCCCAUUUAUCAGGAGCUGCAAAGCCUAAGGCAGGCCUUGUUCUCCAAAUAUGUGGCGGAAGUUAUCGCUUUAAAAAAGCAACACAAGGCAGAAUUGGAUCAGCUGAGAGUCGACCUGACGGAGAAUUUUAGCGUGGAGAAGGCAGCUCUGAGGCAGGAAAUCGUCCAGCUAACAAGAGCCAAGCAAGAGACUGUAAAUGGCGGUUUCCAGCCUUCCUUGUGUCCAAUCACAGAGGAGAAGAGCGAUGCGGACCUCAGUCAGUUGCUGGAGGAGCGCUACCAGGAAAAGAUUGAGCAAGAAAUUGCACGAGUUAUCGUUGAGAUGUCGAUUGCAUUUGCCCAACAAACUGAGCUUGCUCGACUGUCCUCCCUGGAGGUGGCUGAGGAGCAGAACUUUUCCCAGGAUCAGACUGCAGCCCCUGAACAGGACGCUGAUAGUCAGACACCGGAUGCACAAGAAGAGCUGGAACAGGAGGGCAUCCAGCUAAAAGAUCUUCCAGUGACUGAUACUAGUGAUGUAGAUUUAGAUGUUCUUCAACAAGAAGAUCCAACACCUGGACAACAAGAUACCAAAACUGAAACAAAGACCCAGCCCAAAGAAAGACCCAUGCUUCUCAAAGAGGAGGAGGAACAGAGUGCUGUAAUGGGUGCCGAGGCUACCAAAUAUAAGCAAAUGUAUGAGGAGCGGGUGGAGGAAAUGAGACAAGAGCUGGUGAGACAGGAACAGGAAUACCAGCAGGCCGCGGAGGCUCUGAGACUGGCACAUGCCGCACAGCUGGAGAGACAAAUGUAUGACCAGGAGCAGCUGCUCUCUGAGGUGCACAGGCUGAGGGAACAGCUAACAGAGAACGCCUCGGUGAUCAGCGAAAAGCAGGCCAUAGAGAGGGAGAAGCUUCUUCUGGAAGAACUGGAGUCCAUGAAGCGGACGUGUGCUGAAGUCACGGGGAGGACACGGGAUUGUAUCCUGCGGGAUGGCAGUUCUCAGACACAGGAUGAACCAGUUGCUGAUCCAGAGAAAAGAGAGCAAGUGUUAGAAUGUGGAGAAGAAGAGAAGGGAUUGGAGGAGAGCGAGACGGAGGACCCCAGCAGUGAGAGGAAAAGCCUAAGGAGGGUAAAUAAACGCCUUCUGAAGAUUCUGCUGGAAAUCGUGAAGACAACAGGGGCAGUAGAGGAGACUAUAGGAAGACAUGUUGUUGGACUGCUGGAUAAAUCAGGCCGGAGAUCCUCCACGUCCAAGGUGGUUGUCUGGAACCUGGAACAAGGAGACCUACAGGCCACAUCUGCUGGGACAGUCACUGUCAUCGAUGCUGAUGGUGCAGAGGCCUGUAGUGGGUUGAAGGAUGAGGUCCUUUGGUCAGAAGACACUGAGGAAGAUCUGGAUGUCCCCUUGGAGCUGACGGAAGCAGACUUUCCCGGGACAGGUUUCGGCCCAGAAGAGGAAGCUCAGGUGUUGAAUAUCAGUGGGCGACUUCAGUCUGCUGUAGAGAAACUCCUCGAGGCCAUCAAUGAGACCAGCAAUCAGCUUGAACAUGCCAAGGCAGCGCAAACAGAAUUGGUGCGGGAAUCCUUGAAGAGGAAACAGGAGACUACUGACCUGCUCCGAUGCCAGGAGGAGCUUCAAGAAAGACUCAACGAGGAGGCCAAAGCUACAGAACACUUAGCCCUAGAACUGAGCAAAGCUGAAGGCCUCCUCGAUGGAUACACAGACGAGAGAGUCUUUCUUGAGAAGCAGAUGCAGGAAAAAAAUGAUCUUAUCCGGCAUCUGGAGCAGGAGCUGCAGAGUACAGGUAACAGAUUGCAGGAACUGGAACAGGAGCGGCAGCAGAUGCAGGAGGAGAAGGAGCUGCUGUCCCGCCAGAAACUUGCUCUGAAGGCCAGUGCAGCACCCGCCGAACAACGCUUAGUAGAAGCUGCAGCCGUUGCAGCUCCCAAAGAAGAGCUCUUGGAGGAGACUGAGAAGCUCUUGAAGGAGAAGAUUGAGGUCCAACGUCAAGCAGAGAAGGACUCGGGAGACCUUCACAAGCAAGUGAAAGUGCUGGAGGUGGAGCUUGAGGAACAGGUCAGCCAUAACAUGGAGAUGGAACAAGAAAAGAAUACCAUUCUGGAAGACCUGCGUCAAAAGAACCUUUCCCUGGAGAAACAACUGGAGAAGACCCGCAGGUUUUUAGAUGAACAGGCAAUUGAUCGGGAACAUGAACGAGAUGUGUUUCAACAAGAAAUUCAAAAGUUGGAGCAGCAGUUGAAAAUGCCACAAAGACAUCAACCUGUUAACGAACAUCAGAGUAAUGAGGUGGAAAAGCUGGAAAGUCACCUGAAGGAGAAGACUGACAAAUGCAGUGAACUGUUGUUGUGUAAGGAGCAGCUCCAGCGUGAUGUUCACGAGAGGAAUGAGGAGAUCGAGAAGCUGGAGUGCCGGAUACGAGAGCUGGAGCAGGCUCUGCUUAUCAGUGCUGACACUCUGCAGAAGGUGGAGGACAGAAGACCAUCUCUUGUUGGGGCCAAAGGAGAAAUGCCUCUUGAGGCUCAGCUCCAGGUGGAGAGAGAAGCCAUAGACAGGAAAGAGAAGGAGGUCACCAACCUGGUGGAACAGUUGGAGCAGUUCAGGGAAGAGCUGGAGAAUAAAAAUGAAGAGGUACAGCAGCUGCACAUGCAACUGGAGAUCCAGAGGAAAGAGUCCGCCACCCGUCUGCAAGAACUGGAACAAGAAAAUAAAGUUUUAAAAGAUGAACUUGAAAUUACACCAUCUGAUGAGACUUCAUCAACCACUGGAAUUCCCGUUGGACAAGGAAAAAUGGAUGAUCUGUUACUCUCUAAAGAUCAAGAAAUCUUGCUUCUUAGUGAACAGAUCAGAAAUCUGCAAGUGCAACUUGAAGCUGCAACCGACAACAAGGAGAUUGAAGAAAAGAAUGAAAAAAUGAAGCAAUACAAGAGUCAAAUUAAGUGCUUGAAAAGCGAUCAGGAACGUCUGAAGAAGAACAGUGAGGAAGAGAUAGAAAAACUAAAUGAAGUUAUAGAGAAGCUUCAAGAGGAAUUAUCUUUUAUAGAGCCAAAAGUAACUGUGAGCUUCACUAGCAUGGCUGAGAUAACUGGUAGCAACACAUACCAGGAUGCAGAUCUACCACCACUGGCUGAACAUGCUGAUUUGAAUGUUGACAACACAGUGUUGGAUAAUGAGGAAUGUGAAAAGGAAGAACAGUUUUUAACGUCCCCACGUGUAGCUCAAAGUUCUGUGUCGGACAUUGAAACUAGUCUGCAACAGCUCCAGGAAACCAUUAAAGACAAAGAUCUGAAUUUGAAAAAGUAUUAUGAACAAAUUAUGACACUCAAAGAGGAGACCAAAGUAUUACAUGAGACUAUGGAAAGACUAAGGCUAGAACUAGCAGAAAAAGAUCAGAAUAUUAAAGAUACUGCAAUUUCCAAGAACCUUACCAGCUCUAUAAGCCUAGAAACAUCAACAUGUCCUCCUUUAGAUAGAACAGAUGAGACUUUCAUUAACCAUGAAUUGGAAGCAACCAAAGCAGAGCUAAAACGGGUUAAGGAAGAACUGGAAAAACUGAGAACAUCUACAGAAAACACAAUUUCUAAUGAAUUGGCAGUUGUCAAAACAAAAGAAGAGAUUGAUAUAAAUUCCACAGCUAGUAUUGAGAAUUUGACUGAAGCUUUGAGAGAAAAAACUGCUCAGCGUUUGACCGUUGAAGCGUUGUUUGAGUCCGUGCAAGAGACUUCCCAGAAUACAAUUUAUCAUCUGCAAUGCCAGGUGCAGGAUCUUCAGAAAACUGUUCAAGAGAAGGAAUCCCAGCUACAAGAACUAGCAAACAAAGCUCAGGUCUUUGAAAACCAGGAGGCACAGAGACUGAAUGAGGUCAUCAAAAAGUUGCAGUUGGAUUUGACGGAGGUAGAAGGGAAGAUUUCAGAGGCAUCUAAAAAUACAACAAAGGAUGGGGAGAGCCAAACAACCCAUAAUGAAACACCCAAUGCAAAUGCAGCAUCAUUGCAUCAGAAGAUCGAAACUGAUGACGAAAAAGCAGUUCUGUCAAAAGAAGUUGAGGAUGCUAAGAAGGAGUUGACUCUUUUGAAAGAAGAGCUUAAGCAUCUAAGAAAGUCUAAAAAACACAGUGACAAACCUGAAGGAAAUGGAUCUAGGGAAGAUGGUACUAGACAUUCAGACCUUGAUGUAACCGAUCCAGAAAGUUCUGCAACUAAAAAAACAGUACAAGCAGUAGCGGGCCAGUCCUUACCUGCAGAUACAGAAAAGACCACACCAACUACUGAAAUAAAUAUGGAGUCACAACUUCAGGAACUUAAGGAGGUUAUAAAACGAAAAGAUUUAGAGCUGCUGCAGUAUAUAAAUCAAAAAGAUUUGCUUCAUGAUCAAGCACAGAAAAUUGAACUUCUAAAUGAAGAGAUUGGAAAACUUAAGCAGGAUUUGGCAGAGGAAAGUUCUGAUCUAAAGAUAAAUGCUACAACAAGUUUAGUAAAUUCUAAAGAAAGACUGGAAAACAUUGAGAGUGAUGAACUGGCUCAAGCGAAGGCAGAACUUGAGAAAAGAGAAAUUGAACUUGCUGUUUUGGUGGAAGAACUGACAAAUCUCCGGAUGGCCCAAAAACAUGAUGAUGUGACCAUUGAAAGUUGCUCCACACAGGUUGAUGUUGCCAAAGCACCACUUAUGGUGACUGAUCUAGAACAGGCAUUGAAGGAAAAGGCAGCAGAACUCUUUGAAAGUCAAAUGAUAAAUGUAUCUUUGGAGGAAACUACUCGGGCUACUCUUCAUGCGAUGGACUUGCAGUUGCAAGAACUUCAAAAAGUUGUUAAACAGAAGGAUUUAGAACUUGAGCAGUACGUUCAACAAAAAGAUUUGCUUCAUGAUCAAGCACAGAUAAUCGAACAGUUAAAUGAAGAGAUCAGAAAACAGAAGCAAGAUUUGGCAGAGGCAAGUUCUGAUUUUAAGAUAAAUGCCACAGUAGGUUCAGUACAUUCUAAAGAAAUGUUGGAAAACAAAGAGAAUGAUGAACUUAAUCAAACAAAGGCAGAACUUGAGAAAAAAGAAAUGGAACUUGCUGCCUUGACACAAGAACGGUCAAAACUGCAGAUGGCCCAAAAACACGAUGAUGUGACUGUUAAAAGUUCCACCACACAGAUUGAGGUGGACAAAACGGCACUUGCAGUGGCUGAUCUAGAACAAGCAUUGAAUGAAAAGGCAGCAGAACUCUUAGAAAGUCAAAAGUUAAAUGUAUCUUUGGAAGAAACCACUCGGGCUACUAUUCAUAAGAUGGAGUUGCAGUUGCAAGAACUUCAAAAAGUUGUUGAACUGAAGGAUUUAGAUCUACUGCAGUAUUUUCAGAAAAAAGACCAGCAGAAGAAAGAAGUUGACCAGCUGAAUGAGAUUAUUAGAACACUUCAGCAGGAACUGGCACAGAGUGGUUCCGACUGUGAAAAGGUAUUGCCUCAAAAAAACGAAUUGGAAAGAGAAGAGCUCAUGCAAACAAAGGCAGAGCUAGAGAAAGCAAAGACAGAUCUGGCUGUUUUGCAGGAAGACCUUUCGAAAGGUAAUUUGGCUAAGCAAUAUGACAGCGUAAGUAAUGGAAACACAUCUAGAGAAGGUGAAGCAGCAGUGACUGAUCUAGAGCAAGCUCUUAGAGAAAAAACAGCAGAGCUCCUAGAAAGCCAAGCCAUGCUUGUAUCUCUGGAUGAGACCACACAAGCUACCAUCCAUAGCCUGGAGUCAAAUUUACAAGAACUUCAGAAGACUAUACAGCUGAAAGACUCGGAAUUGAUGCAAUAUGUAAACCAAAAAGGUCUAAUAGACCAUCAAACAAAAGAAAUUGAGAGACUAAACAAUUUAGCUAGCAUGGACAUGCAUAAUUCGGAAGAUACAAGUCCUACUGUCAGGAAUGGUGAAGAAAAGUCUACGGAAGCAUUACAGGAACUGUUGUUGCAAAAUAAGGCAAGUUUAGAUGGUAGUGAACUGAUGCAAACAAAGGCGGAGCUUGAGAAAACUAAAAUGGAAUUGGCUGCUAUGUCGUUGGAAAUAUCAAAAAUUAGAUUGUCUCAGAAAAAUGAAGACAUGCCAGAUGGCAACACUCCUAAGGAGGGGGAAGUUGUUAUUAUAGCACAUAAAGUCACCAAUCUAGAACAAGCAUUAAUGGAGAAAACAGCUGAUCUUUUAGCAAGCCAAACAUUACUUACAUCUCUGGAGGAGACCUCACAAACAACCAUACACAAUAUGGAGUCACAGUUACAAGAACUUAAGAGAGCGGUACAACUGAAGGAUUCAGAAUUAUUGCAGUAUUUGAAUCAGCAAAACAUACUCAACCAGCAAACUAAAGAGAUUGAGCAUUUAAGUGGUGUCAUAGACUCCCUUCAGAAACAACUAGAAGCAGCACAACAGAGGACCUCUGUCCAAGAAAGCAAAUCUAAAAAACUAGAGACAGAACAAAUGAAUGGUGGUGAGAUGACCUUUAUUAGGACAUUAGAUGCCAAAGCUGAGAGAGAGUAUGAGGAACCUUUUGGACAACUGUAUAGUGCUCGGGAAAGGAUACACACUCUAGACAGUGGUAAAAGAAUGUCUGACGGAGAUGUGACCGCUGUUAUGGAGAACGAAGACCAAUGUGAUUGGAUGAUUGAAGCUUUAAGAGACCAGAACACAGAACUCUUAGCAAGCCAGUCUUUAUUUACAGAGACCAUGCAGAAUACAAUAGACAGCUUAGAGACUCAGCUGGAGGAACUCCAGAAGGUCGUAAAAGAAAAAGACAUGGAGAUAUUGUUGUAUUUAGAAGAAGUCGAAAUACUCAAGGAGCAAGUUAAGGUCAAAACUAAUGAGCAUGAUCAGAUAAUGUUGGCCAUGGAGGACUCACUCAGGGAAAAAGUGGCCGCAGCUCUUGUAAGCGAAGCCCAACUCAAAGCCAUUCAGUUACACACCAAACGUAUGCAUGCAGAUGACAGAUCUUCGCCUGUGAUGGAAGAGUCCAAAAUAUUGCAGACCCAUGGUCCCAACCUCUCUCAAGAAGGGGAGUUUGAAUCAAAGUCAGCUGUUCUCAACCUACAACCUAUAGAACUAGGGAAGCAGCUGUCUGAUCUCCACGAACAGCUUCGGGUCGAAAGAGAUCAGGUUAUCUUCACUAACCAACUAGCUGCCGAAAAGGAAAAGCAAUUGGUUGAACUGCAGCAACUCUUGAAGAGCCCAAAGGGGAAACAAAGCGUCACUUGGGCAUCUACUGAAACCAGAGAUGGUGCUCUGUUACAGGGAAGAAGCACAAAGCAGUCCAGAGAAAUUACUGACCUGGAAAAUCAGCUUCAGACACUUACUGAAGAGGCAAUAGCUACCAAAGAGGAACUGUGCCAUUACAGAGAGAUGUCAGAGAAAUUAAGAGAGGAACUGAUGGUAAACGAGUCUCGCCUAGUCCAUCUGGAAAAGGACUUCAGAGAAGUGAAGAAAUGCCUCUCCAAUGCUGAGGAGAAGUUGGCAUUUUACAUGAAGCGAGAAAUUCAGGAAGAGGAGCUCCAAAGCAUGUCCGAUAUUGAUUUACCACAUGUGCGGAGCCCGGACUGGACAACACUGGACAGGACCACCUCCUAUUCACAGACUGACAGAAUCCCAAGUGUUAACAACAGCAACCAGACCUCACAGAUCCCAAGGAAGCAUGUUGGGGUGCAGAAUGAGCUGGAGACAGGGCUAAGCAGCUCCUCUGAUGAGGUUGCAGAAUUAAUGGAACAGUACACUGAGAAGAUCAGUCAGAUGCAGGAACUCCACGCUGCCGAGAUCCUGGACAUGGAGUCCAGACAUAUUUCAGAAUCGGAAUCUCUGAGGAGCGAACAGUACACCGUUGUUCAGGCCCUCACGGAUGAGUGUGACGCUUUGAAAGCUGUUAUUGAAGCCCUGAAAUCUCCUGGAGGAGGAGUGCCCGAUUCCGUGCUGUCUACAUCAUAUCAUUUAACAGAUGCAACCUCUAGCGAUGUUGGCACAGAGUGUGACUGGAGCCAGGGGACGUAUGAUGCACAGAGCUUUGACCAGAUACCAGAAGGACUGAGGGUUGAUGAGGAUGAUAUCCAUACAGAGUUAAUUCCCAGCAAGAUCAAGGACUUGUUACGAGCCGUCCAUCAGGAGGGCAUGCAGGUGCUGUCAUUGACAGAGGCAACCAGCCCUGAAAAGGAGCCGACUUUCACUGUGAAGACUCAGCCCUGGCACGAGGAGAGGAAAUCUAUGCUUGAAACCAUUGCAUCUCUGAAAGAUCUAAUUGCUAAGAUGCAGAUUCACAAGGACUCAGAGGCUCAUACAAGGCCAGGCUUCCAUGACCUCCGGCCAGACUGGAGAGGGGAGAUGCUGCGAGCGAUUCAGGAAGUCUUCCAGAGAGAGCAAGAUGUCCUCAUGUCUGCUUUCCACUCUCAGCUGGCUUCACUGGGCAAAUGUGAUGCAAAUGCACUACUUAACCAAAUGCAGCACAGGCUUGAGGAGCAGGGGAUGGAGCAGAUCAAUGCCAUGGACUGUAUACAAAAUGCAGACCGGCGCAGUUUAUUACUUGAGAUUCAAGAUCUCCGGGCCCAGCUGUCAAGUCUGCACAAUGAUCCCGGGAUCCAGUCACUGUUUCAUCCAAACAGAGAAGCAGGAGCACUUUACAUUCACCAGGAGCAGGCCGCGCAUUCCCAGGAACUCCACAUGCAGCUCAUGAGCAUGGAGGUCAAAGCUGGAGAGUUGCAGGAGCAGCUGGGGUCCGAGAGACUUUUAGCAGCCGAAAUAAAGAGCGAACUUGCACUAACCAAGAUGGAACUCGAAUCAAAUCUUAAGCUGCAGCACAAGCACUUUAAGGAGCUGGAGGCUCUCCGGAUGGAACUAAAGAAAAAGAGAGAGGAACUGGAUAGAAUGAAUGAAGCACUUGCAAAUGAGCAGAAAAAGUGUCGAGAGUUACAAUUUGUCUUGGAAAAGGAGCAAACGAAGGGGAAACUGAAAGAGCUGCAGGAAAAAGAGGAUGUGGAGGACUUUCAAAUACUUCUAGAUGAGCAGAAAUUGAAGAAUCUGGAGAUCUCCAAGCAACUGGAAGAGGAAAGGAAGUUGGUGAAAGAUCUCCAGGAACAGAUGGAGUCCACAGAACGAGCGCACGACGCAGUGAUGUCUCAGGAAAGGAGCCGAGUGUUAGAACUGCAGGUUUUCCUGGACGCUGAGAAGGCGCGGUCAGCGGAGCUAAGUAGUACUUUGGAGUGCAGACAAGACCUACGGGCUCAUGUACAAAAUACCGAGACAGAUGGACAGUCAGGAGGCCAACCAGCCGAUGACGUGCUGAAGGAACUGCAGGGUCAGCUGGACAAUAAACAUGGCCGUAUAGUUGAACUGGUGAAUGAAGUUGAGGGUUAUAAGCUGGAGUGUGUACAACUGAGGCAGAACCUUGAGGAGGAGAGGCACAGUCUAAAGAAGGAGCUGGAAGCUGAGCAGGAGGCCUCCAGGCUGGCUGGAAAACAAGUGGAGGAACUCACAGUAGCAUUGGAAGGACUCCAGCAACAGGUUCAGGAGAGGGCGACUGAGAUCAGGAGACACCAGGCAGAGGAGAGACAACUGAGGGAGACGAUCCAGAGGUUACAGAACAGUGCACAGGAUCACAAGGACAGCGCAUGCGAGACAAAGGAACCUGCUCAAAGUUCUGUUGCAGUGAGAAGUUCUCCGACCCUGGGAAGGAGUACGGUACAGCCUCGGACUGGAAGCCCCCCGAAUCUCCUGUGCCCUGAUCCUCUGAGUGUUGUCAGUGGAGACCCUGGAAUAGAAGGGGCUUCUUUCAGCAUAGACUACAUCAAGCGAAGGUUGCAGCAAGUGGCAGCUAAACUGAGACAGCUGGCAGCCAAAUCCAGCCAGAGGGUGCUCUUUGAGAGAGCUGAUGAUGAGGACUUGGCCUGGUCGCAAAACAGCAUUCAGGAAAUUCUGUCUCAGAUGGAGCAUGUGGCCAUUUUAUCACUACAAGGACAGAAGCUAGUGUUACCAUCAGGAAUAUCCGCCAACACUCUGACAGAGAAGCUUCUUACCCAGAAUGCUGAGCUGACCGGGUAUGUCAGUAGGUUAACCGAAGAAAAAAAGGACCUGCAGAAUUCUCUGUUAAGGCUGGAGGGAGAAGUAUCUCACUACAGAGCAAGAGAGCCAUCCAGAGACCAUUCUCCGGUGGAUAACUUCCUGAACACAGAUACACUUUUAGUAACAGAGAGAGAAGCGUGGAGCAGAGAGAAGCUCAGCCUGCAUAAGUCUCUGAAGCAGACAGAGGCGGAAUUGUCCAAAGUAAAAUCAGAGCUGAGGAAUGAAGUCAUGCAGAGGGAUUUUGGUCGGGGGACCGAAAACACAACACUGAAAAGGGUUUAUGGAAAAUACCUGAGAUCGGAGAGCUUUCGGAAAGCCCUGAUCUACCAGAAGAAGUACCUGCUGCUUUUACUUGGAGGGUUCCAGGAGUGCGAGGAGGCCACGCUAGCUCUGAUAGCCAGGAUGGGCGGACACCCAACCUACACUGACCUAGAAGUGAUCACCAAUCAUUCUAGAGCCUUCACUCGUUUCCGUUCUGCUGCCAGGGUAACCAUCGCCAUUUUCAGGAUGAAAUUUCUGGUACGGCGGUGGCAUCGAGCCACAAUUUCCACCACGAGUGGGACAGACCGAAACAGCUGUGGGCAAGGUGCGGGUGAGACGAGCAUGCUAAAAAGUAACGAGGUGAGUACGGACUCAGCCUGUCACCCCGCCAGAAGCCUAGAGAGAAUCUCAACUUGUCGCUCCCAGUCCGGCUUCAAUUCUCCGCAGUCCACUGUGAAUUCCCAGCACAGGUACACCUCUGCUUCUGAUGCAAGUCCCUGCUUUCAUCUCCAGCACUACGAUCCGGACAGAGCACUGACAGAUUAUAUAACUAGGCUCGAGGCCUUGCAGAAAAGACUGGGCAGUGUGCAGUCAGGGUCAAGUGCAAACACAACACACUACAGCAUAAGAAGAUAAAACCCUUGCAAUAACUGACUUGCCUUCUGUAAUAUUGUGCUGCUUCCGUUAACCUGUAUUGUGUUUAUUGUGGGACCAACAUCCGCCCGACAACAAUCUGACAUGAAGAAGCCACAUCAAGCCGUCUAGAUUUUCUGUAUAUCAGCUUCUUUUCUUUUUUUUUUUUUUUUUUUAAAUCAGCUGUCAAUGACAUGUACAUUAUGUGGAUUUCUAAUUUAAUUGAUUAACUUAUAUGUAUUUAUCAAGAGGGUGAAAGGCAAUUGUUUGUAUUAUGGACUGGGAGGCCAGAGGCUGAAGCGACUGUCUCGUCCUACCGUUUGCUGCGAUAUCGCAGACUGGACAUAUCAUAUGUAGAGACCUAUUUUUGUAAUGGUAGAAGUUUUGAAUUUUAUGGGUAUUUUGUCAAAGUACUGAAAUAAAUUUCAUCAUUUUAACAAUUUCA
Messenger RNA from Rana temporaria (common frog), 15723 nucleotides. RefSeq names its product A-kinase anchoring protein 9 (gene AKAP9). Gene Ontology annotation, cellular component: synaptic membrane; cis-Golgi network; Golgi stack. The record is from RefSeq and is a predicted model, not a curated record. Gene Ontology annotation, biological process: positive regulation of peptidyl-serine phosphorylation; maintenance of centrosome location; signal transduction. The transcript is spliced from 51 exons. NCBI's taxonomy places the organism in Eukaryota, Metazoa, Chordata, Amphibia, Anura, Ranidae. Bases 93 to 15281 code for a protein of 5062 amino acids. Gene Ontology annotation, molecular function: molecular adaptor activity; DNA binding; potassium channel regulator activity.